AUGAAAUCACGUGCGUUAACUGAUAAUAUUGAAGGAAGAGCGCCAACCGCAACUGCAACUCAAGAAGAGAAACAUAAUUUUGAUCGGAACGAGGGGAAAGCCAUGAAUGCAAUUAUCCAGUCGUUGGAUACUGAGCAUGGAAAUCUUGUUUUAACAUGUAAAACUUUUAAGGAAACGAUGGAAAAGAUCCGAAGCAUUUAUGAAAAGAACAGCGACAUCCGUGCAAUGACUUUAUACGAAGAAUUUUUCACUGUGAAAAUGCGAGAUGACGAAUCGGUGGCAAGCUAUGUGGCUAGAAUAAAUCAACUGGCGUCAGAAAUUGAACAGCAAAAUGAAAAAUUAUCCGAUAGAUUAAAGAUGACACGCAUCAUUACUGGGUUAACGUCAAAUUUCAAUUAUUAUAAAACAGCGUGGUACAAUACUAAAGAAUACCGAACGAUUAAUGAGUUGAUGUCAUCAUUACAAUUGGAAGAAGAAAAUCUAAAUCGGCUGAAUGGAAAAGACACAGCUAGUUUGAGCGCAGCGUUUUCAGCAAAAACAAAGCCAAAGUCAUUUUAUCCAAAAGAUUUAAAGUCAAAAUCAAAAAUUUAUAAUUUGAAGAAGAAAACGAGGUGCAAUGCGUGCGGCCAUUGGGCAAAGGACAAAGGUUGUCCAAAAUAUGAAAAAUCAUCAAGCAAAGACGACAAAAGCAAAGGCAGCAAAGAAGGUGGUGAAAUUGCAUGGAUGGUCGAGGACACAGUUGAAUUACAGAGUAAGGAAUCUGAUAGUUGGUAUGUCGAUUCUGCAGCUACAAAGCAUAUGACAUUUCAUCGAGAGUGGUUUUCUACGCUGCGAAAGUAUACGACCGGUAGCAAAGUUAAAGUCGCUAAUAAUAGUUACUUACAAAUCGAAGCAAUAGGAACAAUUCUGAUUGAUGUGAAAGUAGACAAUCAGUGGAAGCCAGUUCGCCUAGAAAAUGUAUUGUAUGUUCCUGAGCUCAGCGAAAAUUUGCUAUCAACAAGCAUGAUAACACAGUGA
This is a messenger RNA of Rhagoletis pomonella (apple maggot), 1017 nucleotides long. RefSeq lists its product as uncharacterized. Bases 1 to 1017 code for a protein of 338 amino acids. The record is from RefSeq and is a predicted model, not a curated record. Lineage: Eukaryota; Metazoa; Arthropoda; Insecta; Diptera; Tephritidae. The transcript has a single exon.